AUGCAUUCCUUGUUCCGACUUACUCGUGAAGAUAAGGCGAAGCAGGUCGCCGAGACCCCGGCUUCCAGUGCGCGGAAGGGUAACCGGCCGGAGGCGAAGAAGAAAGCUCCUGCUUCUGGUUCCAAGGACGGCGAGCGUCGACCCUUGGUGUUAGGUCUCCCUGCGCCAUCUAGACCGUUGGGUUCAGCUCCUUUGAGACGUGAUGAGGAGCGGGUUGUGAGCCGCAAGCGUGUGUUCGACAUUGUUGCGAGCCGGAAGAUGGUCACCAAGAAGCAGCGUGUCCGCGAGUCGAUUGACGUCGAGGAGCCUGCGUCUGAUCCUGUCGGCUUAUUCUCCCGGUGCUCAUCUUUGAAGAUCAAGCUUCCACCUUUAGAGUCUAUGAGGGCUCGCAAUUCCUUUAUCGAGGUGUCGACGCAAGGGACGAAGUUCAUCGAGUCGAUCUAUGGGCUCACCGCUGACUACGAGAUUAAGGCUCGCCGCGAUCACGAGCUGAUCAUGGAGUCGAGGAGGGAGGUGGGCUUGCUGGAGAAGCAACUUAAGGAUAAGAAUGACUCCGAUGGUGGGGAGGCAGCGGAAGCGCUAAAGCGAGAACACGAGGAAGUGGUGGAAGUGUUGGAGGCUCGCGUGGACAGGUUGCAGAGAGAGAAGGAGAAGCUUCAGAAAGAUCUUACUGCGAGGGUCGAACUCGAGUUGCGAUUCGAGAAACGAGAAGUUAGGAUGGAGAAAAACAUUAAGGAGAGCUGCGGGCGUGACAUCGAGUGUGUGCGGCGCGAGCUAUCAGCGAAGCUCGACAAGGUGACGCCGGCACUCAGGGAUCUUCAGGAUGCGAGGCGAGCUGAGGCUCAUGUGACACAGAUCGAUGCCAACCUCGAUUUUAUCCGUCUUCAUAAGAAGGGCGAGAUCACAGAUUUUGACGCGGAGGUGGAGAUGCUUCGUAAGAUCCGAGCAGAGAAGAUGGGAGUUCUCGUGAAGUGCGACGAGAUUGCUUCCAGGUUGUUGAGCGAGCUCGGGCUUCCUCCUCUUACACCCGAACCGCCGAUCGUUCCGCCUCCUGCGUUCGAUCCCGAGUCAGUCGAGAAGGCGGCCGGAAAGAUUGGGGUCGCUGAUCCGCAUGGUUCGAACAUCACUGCGCCUGUGUCCUCGGAUGAUACUUCUUUGGGGGUCGAGCAGGUUUCGGGUGAAACCACCGCUGUAGGAGAUGAAGCUGGCGAGCCGAGCCGACUCCCGAGAAGACGACAGACGCCACCUCUACUUAGGUUUUACUGCUUUAUGUUUUUUGUUUCGUACUUAGUGCCUGGACGGCUUUAUCCAUUGUGA
Molecule: messenger RNA, 1317 nt
Organism: Microthlaspi erraticum
Lineage: Eukaryota; Viridiplantae; Streptophyta; Magnoliopsida; Brassicales; Brassicaceae
Source: the annotation of a GenBank genome assembly